AUGGAAUACGCGCAGUAUCCUCAACAGCAACAGAAUAAUCACUCGGGAUUCUCAAACUCAGGCGCAGCAGCCACCACUAUCACGUCUCCUACCGUCAACCAGAACCAGGUACAGACCUCACCAAUUCUUGGAUCUCAACAGCAAGGAGCACAAACCCAAGCAACCACCAUGUAUCAGCCGCAGUACAGCGUUCCCCAGCAGGGCAUGCAGCAGGUCACUUAUGGGAUGCCUGGCAUCCAGGCUGCCGCAAUGGCUGCAACUGCCGCUGCAUCUGGCUCAAACUACGGAUACAUGCACUCAGACCCUAACAUGCCGCAAACGUCACCGAGACUGGGAGGAGCGAAUGCGAAGAAGGACGGUCGACACUCACCGCGGUUGAAUAACAUGCCUAACAUGUCCGAUCGUCGGAUGAGCCAAGUGACGAGCCCGGGAGUCGCCAAUGCGCCUAAUAUGCUGAACCAAGCGGGCCGACCUAACGUGGCUGCACCACAGAUGCCAGCAGCUUCAAUGCAGCAUCCCCAGUCACCAGAAAUGCCGGCAGGCGCUACUGGAGCUGAGGAAUCACCACUUUACGUAAACGCGAAGCAGUUUCACAGAAUUCUUAAGCGACGAGUCGCGCGACAGAAAUUAGAAGAACAGCUGCGCUUGACGUCGAAGGGCCGAAAGCCAUACCUCCACGAAUCGCGCCAUAACCAUGCCAUGCGCCGCCCACGAGGUCCCGGCGGCCGCUUCCUUACUGCCGAAGAAGUGGCAGCUUUGGAAAAGGACGGCAAGCUUGAUGACCUCGGCAAGGUCGAUGAUGGCGAGACCUCGGUCACCCAGAGCACCGGAAGCAAGCGAAAAUCAGAAGCAGGGUCACCUGUAUCCAACAAGAAGGCAAAGACCGACCACGUUAAUUCUGCCGAUGGCGAGGACGAUGGUUGA
Clonostachys rhizophaga is the source of this 924-nucleotide messenger RNA. The record is from the annotation of a GenBank genome assembly. NCBI's taxonomy places the organism in Eukaryota, Fungi, Ascomycota, Sordariomycetes, Hypocreales, Bionectriaceae.